AUGUCGUCUGGCAGCUCCCAAAAGCUCGUCCUACAGAGUUCUGAUGGCGAGGACAUCGAAGUCGAUUGCGUUGUUGCCGAGAGAUCAAUUCUCAUUAAGAACGCGGUCGGCGAUCUCGGCAAAGGUGCCAUGGAGGAGGUCAUCCCCAUCCCCAACGUCGAAGCCGCCGUCCUCAAAAAGGUGAUCGAGUGGUGCACGCAUCACCAGACCGAUCCUCCUACAACGGGCGAGGAUGACAAGGACCCGCGUAAGAAGACGCCUGACAUCAACGAGUGGGAUCAAAAGUUCAUGCAGGUUGAUCAAGAAAUGCUUUUUAACAUCAUCCUGGCGGCCAAUUAUCUCGACAUUAAGCCUUUGUUGGAUACCGGAUGCAAGACCGUCGCCAAUAUGAUCAAGGGGAAGUCGCCCGAAGAAAUCCGCCAAACGUUCAAUAUCAAGAACGACUUCGCGCCUGGGGAAGAAGACCAGAUCCGCCGGGAAAACGAGUGGGCUGAAGAGUGA
Messenger RNA from Cladophialophora immunda, 501 nucleotides. RefSeq names its product E3 ubiquitin ligase complex SCF subunit sconC. Lineage: Eukaryota; Fungi; Ascomycota; Eurotiomycetes; Chaetothyriales; Herpotrichiellaceae. The coding region runs from base 1 to 501 and encodes 166 amino acids. The transcript has 2 exons. The record is from RefSeq and is a predicted model, not a curated record. Gene Ontology annotation, cellular component: nucleus; cytoplasm. Gene Ontology annotation, molecular function: cullin family protein binding. Gene Ontology annotation, biological process: SCF-dependent proteasomal ubiquitin-dependent protein catabolic process; mitotic cell cycle.